Numida meleagris (helmeted guineafowl) is the source of this 1569-nucleotide messenger RNA. It is a transcript of the gene LACTB, whose product is annotated as lactamase beta. The record is from RefSeq and is a predicted model, not a curated record. The transcript is spliced from 6 exons. Lineage: Eukaryota; Metazoa; Chordata; Aves; Galliformes; Numididae.
AUGUCCGGGCUGGCGCGGGCCGUGCGGCGGGCGGCUCCCGUCGGGCUGGCGGCGGCCCGGCACGGGGAGAGCGGCGGCGGCGGGCGGCGCUGGGGCUGGGGGCUGGCGCUGGGGCUGGCGCUGGGCGUGAGGGCGGCGGCGGGCGGCGAGGCGGACGGCGAGGCGGGGGAAGCGGCGCCGCGGGGCUUCGGCGCGGCCAUCGAGAGGAGCCGGGACCUGCUGCGGAGGAUCAAGGAUGAGGCGGGCAUCCCAGGUAUCCUGGUUGGAGUGUCUGUGGAUGGACGAGAGGUGUGGACCGAAGGUUUGGGUUACGCUGAUGUAGAGAAUCGUGUGAUGUGUAAGCCAGAGACCAUCAUGCGAAUCGCCAGUAUUAGCAAGUGUCUUACCAUGAUGGCUGUUGCUAAACUGUGGGAAGAGGGGAAGCUGGACUUAGAUGCCCCAGUGCAGAAAUAUGUCCCUGAAUUUCCAGAAAAAGUCUACGAGGGUGAAAAGGUCACUAUUACCACAAGAUUGUUAGUCUCACACUUGAGUGGGAUUCGUCACUAUGAGAAAGAUAUUGCAAAAGUAAAGGAAGAAAAGGAAAAGGCAAACAGGGCAGUUAAACUAACGAAAUCUGGUCAAGAUAAAGAACAGAAAGAGAAAGAUGGCAAAGGCAUUGAAAAGACUGAUUCUGUCACGUCAAAGAGGGAACAUGAAGGUGAAGGAAAAAGCCGAAAUUCAAAACCUGGCCGGAGGGACAAGGAAUUUGAACACGAAGAGUAUUAUCUGAAGGAAAAAUUUGAAAGUGUGAUUGAAUCGCUGAAGAUAUUUAAAAAUGAUCCUUUAUUCUUCAAACCAGGUAGCCAGUUCUUGUAUUCCACGUACGGCUUUACCCUCCUAAGUGCUGUUGUGGAGAGAGUUUCGGGGCAAAAAUUUACAGAUUACAUGCUAAAAAUGUUCCGUGACUUGGAUAUGCUGUCAACUGUGCUGGAUGACAAUGAAGCAAUGAUAUAUAACAGAGCAAGGUGUUACGUUUACAACAAAAAGGGACGCCUGGUAAAUGCACCAUAUGUGGACAACUCUUACAAGUGGGCUGGUGGAGGCUUCCUGUCAUCAGUAGGUGACCUCCUGAAAUUUGGAAAUGCCUUAUUGUACAGUUAUCAAGCUGGACAAUUUAGAAACGCUAAUGGCAAGCUUCUUCCUGGGUACCUCAAACCAGACACAGUCGCAAUGAUGUGGACCCCGGUGCCAAAAACGGAAGUGUCGUGGGACAGGGAUGGUAAAUAUGCAAUGGCUUGGGCUGUAGUAGAGAAAAAACAACAGUAUGGCUUCUGCAGGCGGCAGAGACACUACGCGUCUCAUACAGGUGGUGCCGUGGGUGCAAGCAGCGUUCUCCUGAUUCUUCCUGAAGAGUUGAACUCUGAAGCCGUAGAUGCUGCUUUAGUGGCACCACCUAGAGGAGUAAUUGUGAGCAUUAUCUGUAAUAUGCAAUCAGUUUCCCUCAACAGCACUGCCUUAAAGAUUGCAAGGGAAUUUGAUAAAGAGAAACAGGCGCGAUAUUUAGAUUAAAAAAGAGAGGUGAAUAAGUGA